AUGAUCGGGCCAAGCUUGCCGAGUCAUCUGGUGGCUGAAGCCCGUUCCUCUCCGGAUACAACACAGUCUGAUGAUGAAGGUGAUGUACCCGUGAUCGGACCUUCUCUCCCCGCGAACUUCUCUGCUCCUCUCACGACGCCCUCAACGGCCGAAGAUUCUCUUCCAGACGUGAAGGCAUCAUCGUCGGCCCCUCCCCGGCAGACAAACGAUGACUAUGAUGAUGACGAUUGUAUUGGGCCACAGCUUCCGGGUUCGAAUAAGGAGCUCGAAGAACUUUCUUAUUAUGAACGACGUCACAACUUCGAGCAAGAACAAGCCAGUAAGGAUGCCAAGGGAAAGCGAGACGAGUGGAUGCUGAGCCUUCCGGAAAAUACGCACUACGGCUUCGGGGCCAAAACGUUUUCUAAGCGUGGUAUUGCGAAAGUCUCUGACGAUUGGCUAGAGACUCCUGAAGACAAGCGUCGGAAGGAGGAACGCGGGGAGGUUGCUACGCCCUUGGUCAAGCCGAAGUCUGCUCAAGAUUUAGCACAGGAGGAGAUUGUCCGUCAAAUGAAUGUUGUUCGGGGAGAGUCAUUGAUUGUGCAACAUUCGAAAAAGGCCGGAGGUUCCGCAGCUGGUUCUGUAGUGUCAGGACCUGGCGGCCGGAAGGAAUGGGAUCGAGAAACCGAGAUGAAGGUUGUUGGCCUCAAAGAUCUUUCGGCUGCUGAACUGAAGGAGCAUGCUGCGGGCUUGGGAACGCGGUUCGGCCACGGGACGGAGAAGAAAUAUCUU
Messenger RNA from Mesorhabditis spiculigera, 771 nucleotides. The record is from the annotation of a GenBank genome assembly. Lineage: Eukaryota; Metazoa; Nematoda; Chromadorea; Rhabditida; Rhabditidae.